Molecule: messenger RNA, 477 nt
Organism: Erythranthe guttata (spotted monkey flower)
Lineage: Eukaryota; Viridiplantae; Streptophyta; Magnoliopsida; Lamiales; Phrymaceae
Product: hydrophobic protein RCI2A
Cellular component (GO): membrane
Source: RefSeq, a predicted model, not a curated record
CUCUCUCUAGACUUAAAAACAAGAGAGAAGUAAAAAAAAAGGUAGUGAGAGAAACAAGGAAGAAGAAGAAAAAAAAUGGGGGGAUGUGCGACCUUCUGCGAGAUCCUUAUUGCAAUUCUGCUCCCUCCUCUCGGCGUUUGCCUCCGCCAUGGAUGCUGCUCCGUGGAGUUCUGUAUCUGCUUGGUGUUGACGAUUCUAGGGUAUAUUCCUGGGAUCAUCUACGCUCUGUACGCUGUUGCCUGUCUUCAUCCCGACAGAAUCCGCGGUGAUUAUUAUCAGCUUGAUUAGUUCAGUACUGCUUCUUCCAUGGUAAUUAUCUGUUGCCGCUGUUGUUUAAUUUUGAAUCUGUACUUUGUUUUUUAUUUUUUUUUUACUGUGUAAUUUAAUCUGAAUUUGUUUGAUGAUCGAAAAUUGUAUUUUUCACUGCUCUGUACCAGUAACAUUUAUCAGUUGUGAUGAAUUGUGAUGCUUUUUGAA